Messenger RNA from Trichoderma breve, 864 nucleotides. RefSeq names its product short chain dehydrogenase domain-containing protein. The record is from RefSeq and is a predicted model, not a curated record. The transcript has 4 exons. Gene Ontology annotation, molecular function: oxidoreductase activity, acting on the CH-OH group of donors, NAD or NADP as acceptor. NCBI's taxonomy places the organism in Eukaryota, Fungi, Ascomycota, Sordariomycetes, Hypocreales, Hypocreaceae. Bases 1 to 864 code for a protein of 287 amino acids.
AUGGCAGACGCUCAGAAGCAAGAGUUCGACAUCCCAUACCGCGUCGUCUCCAUCACGGAGAAGACGCACAAAACCUCCUACCCGGCCAUCUCUCCCUCCCGCCCCGCCCUCUCCCAAGCCGGCCGGACGGUCCUCAUCACUGGCGGCAGCGGGGGUAUCGGAUACGGAAUCGCCCUUGCAUUUGCGACAGCCGGGGCUGACCGGGUCAUCAUAGUCGGCCGGGAUGAAGCCAAGCAACAAGCUGCUGCCGCGAGCCUCGCUGCGGAAGCGGGUCCUGCUUCGCACACCAAGUUCGAGGGGAAGGCUGCCUCGCCUGGAAGCCCAGAGAACAUCGAUAGCCUGUGGGAUGCCCUUGCGUCCGAGGGUGUGCUUGUCGAUGUGCUGGUGCUGAAUGCGGCUUUCAUUGUCCAUGUUCGCUCAGUUAAUCACUACAGCGAACGCUUUUGGAAGCAAAACGUGGAUAAAAAGAGAUAUCUCGUCAAUGUGGCUACAUCUGCCAUCCACGAGUGGGAAGCUGGGGUAAACACCAAAGCCUACGCAUUGACCAAAAACUCGGGAGUGCUCUUGCUACAGCAGGUUGCACGAGAUACACCAAUCUCCAAGAUGCAGAUUGUCAGCUUUCAUCCAGGUGCCAUAUUGAGCCCUGGAGCUAAGAGUGCGGGAGCGACUGAACGGACUCUUGACUGGGAUGACAUCAGCCUCCCCUCCUCUGUUGCCAUCUGGGCGGCAUCGGACGAGGCAGCGUUUUUGCACGGCCGGUUCAUCUGGUCAGCAUGGGAUGUCGAGGAGCUGCGGAGUGGGCCCCUCCGAGAGCGUAUAGAGCAGGAUGAGAAUUAUCUGCGAAUCGGUGUUCAUGGUGUAUGA